GUGAGUGAGUAGCACAUACAGCCAAUCAGCCGUUACCAUUUGCACAACUGGUGUUUGUGGAUUAGUUUCUCUCUUCUCAAUUUCAUUUUCAAUCUGAAAUGGCGGCGGCGGCUCGAGUUCUCACGAUCGCGGCCGCGGCUAAUUCCUCUUCUUUCUUCUUCAGAGGUCCAUCUCUGAGAUCUCACGCUAUCGGCGGCAUAUGCAUCAACAACAGGUCUGCCGCUAGAAGGAAUCUGCUCACUUGCCGCGCUAUAUACAACCCCGACGUUCAGAUCAAAGAAGAAGGCCAGCCCGAAACCCUAGAUUACCGAGUUUUCUUCCAUGACAAGUCUGGAAGAAAGAUUUCCCCUUGGCAUGAUAUACCAUUGCAUUUAGGCGAUGGCGUUUAUAAUUUCAUAGUUGAGAUUCCUAAAGAGUCCAGUGCUAAGAUGGAGGUCGCCACAGAUGAAGUCUUUACUCCUAUAAAGCAGGAUACAAAGAAGGGGAAACUUCGUUUCUACCCAUACAAUAUUAAUUGGAACUAUGGAUUGCUUCCACAAACAUGGGAAGAUCCAUCACAUGCAAACAAUGAAGUUGAAGGAGCAUUUGGUGAUAAUGAUCCAGUUGAUGUGGUGGAGAUUGGCGAUGUUCGCGGAAAGAUUGGACAGAUAAUGAAGGUUAAACCAUUAGCUGUUUUAGCUAUGAUUGAUGAAGGUGAACUUGAUUGGAAAAUCGUUGCUAUUUCAUUGGAUGAUCCUAGGGCUUCACUUGUUAAUGACAUCGACGAUGUUGAGAAACACUUCCCGGGCACUCUUACUGCAAUAAGGGAUUGGUUUAGAGACUAUAAGAUCCCAGAUGGAAAGCCUGCUAACAAGUUUGGUCUUGGAAACAAGCCAGCUAACAAGGAUUACGCACUCAAGGUUAUCAAGGAGACAAACGAAUCGUGGGCUAAACUCGUCAAGAGAACUAUUCCUUCUGGAGAGCUAUCACUUGUAUAAAUUGGCCAUUGGUUAGUAUAUUAUUGGCAGAUGAGAUAAUAUCUUCGACUAACCUUCGUUUUUGUCAUUGGUUCUACUUUUUUAUUGGCUGAAAUUCACCACUAUUUGAGAUUGACUGUUGAAAUAAAUAGUUUGAUUA
Molecule: messenger RNA, 1116 nt
Organism: Impatiens glandulifera
Lineage: Eukaryota; Viridiplantae; Streptophyta; Magnoliopsida; Ericales; Balsaminaceae
Product: soluble inorganic pyrophosphatase 6, chloroplastic-like
Exons: 5
Coding region: 99-977 (292 amino acids)
Biological process (GO): phosphate-containing compound metabolic process
Cellular component (GO): cytoplasm
Molecular function (GO): inorganic diphosphate phosphatase activity; magnesium ion binding
Source: RefSeq, a predicted model, not a curated record